Cuscuta campestris is the source of this 1634-nucleotide messenger RNA. NCBI's taxonomy places the organism in Eukaryota, Viridiplantae, Streptophyta, Magnoliopsida, Solanales, Convolvulaceae. The record is from the annotation of a GenBank genome assembly.
GAUAGCGUAAAUCGGACCUGAAGUCAAGGGACAGUUGCUGUCCAGGAUUUUCGAAUACCCCGAUGAACAAUGGUUCCGACGAUCAACUCAUCAACUUCAAUAUUCCAACAUCGAACCUUCUCUACGAUACCUUCCGGAUGUUCUUAAUAAUCGUUAGAGAGUUUAUGUCAGAGUUUGAUGAGUCGAUGUUACCUAAAGGUAAAGGAACUUCUCAAGUUGUUAAAGAUGGUGUUGGCGUUAUUCGUGGAGGAAGGAAGGAUCAACUCUGUUCGAAACCACUGGCGACUGCUUUUCUUCUCCGAUCAUCUCAGCCCCAACUUGCCAGAAGCAUACAUCACUCUCGCCUAAAUUCUCAGGCACACGACUCUUUUCGUUCCAUUUCUUAUUUUUCACACCCCCACUUCUCUCCUCCCCAAACCCAUACGCCGUUCCGUUGUUUUUCUUCUCCUAACCUCGCCGCCGAUCGCACAGACCUGCCGGAUCAGAUCUCUAUUUUGUCUGAUAUUUUCUCUAAACCGGACAAAAGCAGUGUGGAUAUCCGGCUUGAAUUGGAGUCCACCGAUGUUGCAAUAACUCACGAUUUGGUGCUUAGGGCUUCGGAGAAUCAGGGAUUUGCCCCUGAAUCUGCUCUCAGGUUGUUUGAUUGGGUUGUAGAGAACGAGAGUGAGAGAUUGAGUUCUAAGUCAUAUAAUCUGUUGCUAGAGAUACUGCUUGAAAAUGGCAGUGUGAAUGAGUUCUGGGAAACGGUUGAUGCUAUUAAGAAGAAAGGGUAGGGAGUGUCUAAGGGUGUGUUUGAUAUGGCUUUGGUAUAAUUUGAGAAGGAAGGGCUAACCGGCGAUGUUCAGAAGCUGAGCCAGUUGAAUGCUCUUCGAUCGACAGAUAAUUCCGUCGAGGAGGUUAGUACAAGGGUAUGUAAGAUCAUACGCGGAAAUAUCGUUUGGGAUGAAUAUGUGGAAAAACAGCUUCAGGGUUUCAACUAUACUAGUGAUUCGGUUUCCAUGGUAUUGGUGAGUCUUGAACAUGAAAUCAAUAAAGGUGUGAUCUUUUUCAGGUGGAUCAAAGAGUGUGGUUUGUUUAAACAUGAUGGUUGUACAUAUAAUGCGAUGGCGCGAGAAUUUUAGGUAAGAGGGGCUCAAUAGAGAUGUUUCGGAAGGUUAUGGGUGAAAUGCGAGAUGCCGGGUAUGGAUUUGAAACCUCAACAUACUGUGAAGUCUUUAAACACUUUGCUACUAAGAAAAUGAUCAAAGAAGCUGUUGAGCUCUAUGCGCAUGCAAUGGAAGGUGCAAAGUAACCAUCUCAGCGGGAUUACAUUUUUCUUUUGAAGAAAAUAUUUGUUGGCAAGGAUCUUGAUAUGGAUUUGUUCUCAAAAAGUUUGAGGGUUUGUGAAAAAAGCGAGAAAUUGUUGGCAAGAUCCCCUCUUGACCUCUGAAGUCAUUGUCCAGAACUGGUAGAUGGGGAGAAUGCAGUGAAAUACUGAAAGCAUUGAAAAGCUAUGGCAUUACACCUGGCCACUCCCAGCAGAGUAAGAUUUCGUAUUAUCUCAGUUUGUAUGUAAAGAAUGGCGAGGUAGAUGAGUAAGUGACUGAUAUCGAUUCAUCAGGUUCCGGUUCGAGUUAUAAAGCGUAGGCAUCUUU